Messenger RNA from Paramecium pentaurelia, 681 nucleotides. Lineage: Eukaryota; Ciliophora; Oligohymenophorea; Peniculida; Parameciidae. The record is from the annotation of a GenBank genome assembly.
AUGUAAACACAUCACUUACUUGCUACUCUAAGAAUUGAAAAACCAAACUAAAAGCCAUAAUUCUUGAAAAUAAUGAAAGAUCAUAACAUUGUUAAUUGCACUAAUGAACAAAUUGAUUAGGCUUGGGAACAUUGUUAAUAAAAAGAAUAUAAAUAAGUUAUAGAAGUUUUAUAAUAACAGAGAUAGAGAAGUAUUUCAUUAAAUUCUCAAAAAAUCUAAACAAAAUUACAACCACUUGUUUAAAUAUUUGAUAAAAUGGAUAAUAUUAGAAAAAGAGAAGGUAAUGAAAAAGAAAUUAAUAAAUAAUUGAUUGCCUUAAAAUUUGAAGCAGAAAGAAAAUUAAAAGAUUUUAUUAAUGAAUCAUGUUUAGAUCGUAGUUUUACUCAAGUAUUAUAAGAAAAGAUAGUAGAAUUUCAAGGAGAAAGAAAUAAAUUAAAUGAAGAAUAAGGCAAAGAAGGUAGUAAGAAAGCAUAAUAAAGAUUGAUUGAUCGCUAAAAGAUUAGAUCUGCAAAAUAAUAAUAAUAAAUUUAAUUUGUCUUACACAAUGAUGAUAAUAAAAUAAGAGCUUAAGCAAUCUGUACAAAAUUACUUAAUACUUCGGUCCCUAGAUAUAAAUCAACAUUGAAUGAUAAAUAAGAAUAAAGAAUAAAUAAAAUAAUGAAUACUAAGUUUUUAUUAUGA